UUUUUUAUCAUGCAUGAUUAGUACUAUAAGGCUUCAAAUCGUUUGUAGACUAGAAUAUAUAAACCAGAUUUUAUUCUUAAAUGUAAAGAAUUAUUUUAUACUAUUUUCAAGUGAAACUGAUGAUGUUAUACAAAUUGACAUAUACACUCACAAUCUUCAGUCAUGAUGAUAUCUUUAUCUUUACAAAUUGACAUAUACACUCAAUCUUAAAAAAUAUUUUUUUAACUUGUAAAAUCACAUUCAACAUGGGAAGAAAUCAAUUCAGGAUUUGGUUAAUUCAGAAAACAGAUUACGUUUGAAAACUGUUGAUGUAUUUUUUUUUGUUUUCUAUCAAGUAAACUCUCUUCCGAAAAAUCUAAUGAGAAGAUGUUUUUUCCAAAUAAAAGUGAUUUUUUUUAUGAUUUUCUAAUGCUUAAUUCAAUUUAAGAAAAUCACAAAACUGAAAGAAUUGAGAAAAAAAAACAGAGAAAAGACAAAAUACUAAAUUGGGUAAAUCCGAAUGAAAGAAGGAUCCUCAAACUAUUGCACAGGGUGAGGGAGUGCAUGGACGCAGAGAGACCCAUCUCAUUGCCUUGAUAAAAUUUCAGUUAACUAUUGAAAAUGAUUAAUUGAGAAGAUGAAUAUUGAAACUCAGCUAUGUCAGGAAAAGAAUGGAGGGAGGAGAAGAGGAGCAGCAACAAAAGCGGGACGAUUCCAGAUUCAAUCAAACACUCGAGAACAACGUCCAAGGGUUUCUUAAAGGACGGAGUGUUCCUGGUGAAGCAUUCCUCACCAGGAGUCCCGAUCCUCCUAUGUCUCCAACGUCAUACCACCGCAGCUUCUCCGAGAACGACGCCGGGAGAAAUGAUCACUUGGAGAAUCCCCACGAGGAGGUGGAAGAUCAGAGCUCGAGCAAGAAACAUGAUAAUACAUAUGCUGGGAAGCUACGAUCAAGCUCCAGUGGUGAAAUGAUGGUGAAGCAAGUGAUAGGUGUUAGAUCAAGCGAUUACGGUAGAGUUAUCAAGUUCAACAAAGUCCUCUCCGAUACUACUGUCAUUUUAGAGAAUCUGCGAGAGCUAGCGUGGAAUGGUGUGCCACACUAUAUGCGCCCUGAUGUCUGGCGUCUUCUCUUGGGAUAUGCACCACCUAAUUCAGAUAGAAGGGAGGCUGUCCUGAGAAGAAAACGUCUUGAAUAUCUUGAAUCUGUUGGCCAAUUCUACGACCUUCCAGACUCCGAACGUUCUGAUGAUGAGAUCAACAUGCUUCGCCAGAUUGCUCUUGACUGUCCAAGGACUGUACCAGACGUCAGCUUCUUUCAGCAAGCACAGGUGCAGAAGUCAUUGGAGCGUAUUCUUUACACGUGGGCCAUUAGGCAUCCAGCGAGUGGAUAUGUUCAGGGAAUAAAUGAUCUCGUCACUCCUUUUCUAGUUAUAUUCUUGUCGGAAUAUCUAGAAGGUGGUGUAGAGAGUUGGUCAAUGUCGGAUCUAUCUUCUGAAAAAAUAUCAGAUGUGGAAGCGGAUUGUUACUGGUGCUUGACAAAGCUACUUGACGGUAUGCAAGAUCAUUACACGUUUGCUCAACCUGGAAUCCAGAGACUUGUGUUCAAGCUCAACAAAUUACACUUUUAGAUUUAGCUUCAAUUAUGAUAUGACUGUUCGUUCGUUCUUUGGUUAUAUUUUACUCCCAAAAUGAGCGACUUUUUCCUCAAUUAUGAUAUGACUGUUCGUUCGUUCUUUGGUUAUAUUUUACUCCCAAAAUGAGCUUUGGUAUAAAUGGUAAAUGCUAACAUUCUUUGUCGUGUUAAUUGUGCCAUUAGUUUAUGUAUGGUUUCUCACACGACACUUGUUUAUUCUGUCACCAGGUUUUGUGUUUGUAAUAUUUGUAGCUUUUUUACUCAUUCAGUCAUUUGCAUGGCUGUCUCUCUCACUCUAUACAUGCUAAUCAUGCCCUCUUUUGUAAUAAUACGAAGAUAAGAUAAGAUAAGAUAAUAGAAAUGAGAUUAGAUAUGAGUUAAAAUAUUAGAAGUAAUAAUCAACCUGAAAAUUCAAACAGAGAAUGGGAAAAAAAAAAAAAAAAAAAAAA
This is a messenger RNA of Brassica rapa (field mustard), 2061 nucleotides long. RefSeq names its product TBC1 domain family member 22B-like. NCBI's taxonomy places the organism in Eukaryota, Viridiplantae, Streptophyta, Magnoliopsida, Brassicales, Brassicaceae. Gene Ontology annotation, molecular function: GTPase activator activity. Gene Ontology annotation, biological process: activation of GTPase activity. The record is from RefSeq and is a predicted model, not a curated record.